AUGAAGUAUAUGACUGCUGUUCUUGCUCUAGGCGCUGUUGCCGUUGCUGCUCCAGCCGAGGUUGAGAAGCGCCAAAACACGUGCCCAAAUACAGCUGUUAAUUCCUGCUCGGGUACUUCCUACUGCUGCGAGAACGGCGCAUCUACAGGUGGCCUCAUCAAUUUGAACCUUGCCAACUGUGUCAAGAUUCUCUAA
Molecule: messenger RNA, 195 nt
Organism: Metarhizium robertsii ARSEF 23
Lineage: Eukaryota; Fungi; Ascomycota; Sordariomycetes; Hypocreales; Clavicipitaceae
Exons: 3
Coding region: 1-195 (64 amino acids)
Source: RefSeq, a predicted model, not a curated record